Messenger RNA from Cryptococcus deneoformans JEC21, 1659 nucleotides. RefSeq names its product oxidoreductase, putative. Gene Ontology annotation, biological process: fatty acid metabolic process; lipid biosynthetic process. Gene Ontology annotation, molecular function: fatty acid 2-hydroxylase activity; heme binding; iron ion binding. Lineage: Eukaryota; Fungi; Basidiomycota; Tremellomycetes; Tremellales; Cryptococcaceae. The transcript is spliced from 5 exons. The coding region runs from base 229 to 1356 and encodes 375 amino acids. The record is from RefSeq and is a predicted model, not a curated record. Gene Ontology annotation, cellular component: endoplasmic reticulum; membrane.
GGUGCUUUUUCCCCGCCAUCCCACCGUUCCGAUCCGACUGCUGCUUCUCUUUCCAUUUCUACGCCGGGUCCGUGCGUAUUUCUUCUUCUCCCAUCACUCUCGCCCAGCCAGUCACUCGUUCACCGCAACACGCCACGCCCCUUCUCAUUCGCCACUCAGCCCGCCGUAUCCCCCAUAGACGGCCAGAUACACACUCGCUACUCGAACCAGUCACCCGUCAACGACGCCAUGGCCAAACCUACCCAUGCCAGAGGGCACAUUUACUCUCUCGCCGAGGUCGCGAAGCACAACACUCGCGUCUCAACGCUCUGCACUUACAACGGCAAAGUCUACGACCUUACCUCUUUCCUCGAUGACCACCCCGGAGGAGACGACAUCAUCCUCUCCUAUGCCGGCCAAGAUAUAGGUAAGGUUAUGAGCGACGAGGAUAUUCACCAGCACUCUAGGGCGGCUUAUGAGAUGCUCGAAGAAUUUGAGGUGGGAGAGUUGGGUGGCGGAGAAAAGAUUGUUUCGGAGGACUGGGUUUGCGAUGAAAACUUUCAACCCUCUGACACGGAUCUUCUUUCCGACUACAACCUUAACAAAUUCAUUGACUUGACAAAACCUCUUCUCAUCCAAGUUUGGCACGCCCCUUGGACCAAAGAGUACUACCUCUCCCAAGUCCACGAGCCGAGACAUCUCAAAGAGAGCGCCAGGUUGUUUGGAAGUGAUCUGCUGGAGCCGUUCACCAGAACACAAUGGUGGGUCGUGCCGAUGAUUUGGUGGCCUAUCGCUGGUCUUAUCGGAUGGUUGUCUAUGUUGCAAUUCACCGACUCAUCGAUCACCGCCAAGUCCAUCCUCACCUAUCCUCUCCCCUCAUCCAUCCCCGUCCCUUCCUUCGCCGCUCUCGGCUAUUUCUCCCUCUGCUUCGCAUUCGGCGUCUUCAUCUGGACCAUUCUCGAAUACAGCAUGCACCGAUUCCUCUUCCACCUUGACUACUACCUCCCCGACACAAGAUGGGCUAUCACCCUUCAUUUCAUGCUCCAUGGUGUUCACCAUUACCUUCCGAUGGACAAACUGCGGCUCGUCAUGCCCCCCUUGCUGUUCUUUGUCCUUCAAACGCCUUUUACAAAGCUUGCGCACAUUGUCUUCCCCAAGGCCAUUGCCAAUGGUAUCAUCUCGGGCGCGUUUGCCAUGUAUGUCGUUUACGACUUGGGCCAUUAUGCGCUACAUCACACCCGUCUCCCAGCUUACCUUCGUGAAAUGAAGCGAUAUCAUCUCGCUCAUCAUUACAAGAACUUUGAGCUCGGUUUUGGCGUUACCAGCAAGAUGUGGGACUAUGUCUUUGGGACCGUUUUGCCUACCACGACCAAGUGAGGGCAAAGGAAAUUCACUUUGGAAGGGGAGUAGAGUUCUGGAGAGGAUAGAUUUAUGUUUAGUAUUGCAAGCUGUUUAAAAAAAUCUAAUAGGAGAGAGAGGACACAGUUCGCAUCUUUUUAGCCUGCUCAAAAUGUCUUUCAUUGCAUUUUUCGCAUUUUUAGUCACUUCAUUUAAUCUUUUACUUAGAACGCCCAAAUUGAUCUUGCAUGUAUGUAUUCCUUUCUCACCAAAAAAAAGACAUGACUUUGAAACUGGGAAUAAAAAGGGAUGAGAAAAUUGGCAAAUGCAUAGAAAGAGAUG